Molecule: messenger RNA, 756 nt
Organism: Tetrahymena thermophila SB210
Lineage: Eukaryota; Ciliophora; Oligohymenophorea; Hymenostomatida; Tetrahymenidae
Exons: 4
Source: RefSeq, a predicted model, not a curated record
AUGAAAACAUAAUCUACAAGCUCUACUUUACCUCAAUCAAAUAAGGAUUCAUUCUCUCCAAUGUUCAAGUAAAUUCCAGUCCCUCAGCAAUCAGUCCUUAAACAGAAAUCUGAUUCUCAGUAUGGAAAUCGCAAUAAAUAAUCAAUACGCGGAAACCUCCAUUAUCGCAUGAACUUUCAAGAAAAUAGUAUGCAGUAUACAUAUUUUAAGGUGUACUUCAAAGACAGUAUGAAAAAGAAAUAUGCAAUUGAUAUUGAAAAUGAUUAUGAUUAUCCAUAAACAUGCGAUUUUGUGGAAAGAGUAGUGAGAUAACUCAAUGAAUAAUACGAUUUAAACCUCCCCUUUUGCGCUUCCAAUUAUUGCCUUUAUUUUGCAAAAAAGAAUGGAUCAAGAAAUUCAAGUUAUCCUGAAAUAGAUAUGUAUAACACAAAUAUUCAAACAGCACUUAAGUACCAUGAUAAGAACCUAUUCAGAUUGAAGUUUAAAAUUUCUGAUUCCCAAAAGAACUCAUUUAUGAAAGAGAGUUCUAUAAUGAUUUCUUAGGCUGAAAAUCAAGAUUUGAAUCUGUCUGAUAGCAAAAUGAUAUAUUCUUAAAAUGGAAAAAACUUAGACAGGUCUGUUCUAACAAAUAUAACAAAUAAUGCUUAGUAAAAUGAAAAAGCUGAAAAUAAAUUAAAUUAAAAAUAUAAUAUCAAGGAAUAAAAAUUUUAAGAGUCAAAUUAAACUGGGUUGUUCGGCUGCUUUAGACUCUGCUGA